UUAGGCUUCUUUCCUACAUUUUAGGGUAGUAUGUUUUUCAGCCUUUUUUAUUGCAAUCCUUUUCUUAUUGAAAUGAGCUCUCUAAAGAGUGCUUCAAAUACUAUAGUGAAUAGAGUCAUAGCUGAGAUUCUUUAUAAUACUAAAUCGUGAAACCUGUUGGUAGAUUUUAUGUCUCCCUGGAAAGAGUUUUAGACAUCAGCAGCAAUCUCCCGAUUCUCAUGAACCUAAGAAUGAGUAGAAUAGCCUUAAACUACGUACACUGUUGAUAGUCUGUUUAUAUUCCUUUUAGAUUUUUAAAUAUGCUUAUUAUUCCUUAGUGCCAUUACAAAAUAUUGGGACUAAGUAUAUACGACAUAAAGAUGUUCUCAUUACGAACAGAAAACCAGGAAGCACAGGUAUCUAUUUUGGAUGUCAUAAAUAGAUUUCUGUGUAGAGUCUUCUUUAUGUACUAUAGCCUUUAAUUAGUGUAUUGUAGUUAAAUCGCGGGGGGAUCGAAGCUUUUGCUAGGCGUGAGAAGUUGACGUUCAAAAACUUCAGAUUUUAAAUGUUAGUAUUGCUAAUCCACAAGGGGACGCCACAUAUUUAAGUGCACAUUAGCGUGCAGCAAUGGUGUUUCCAUUUCCAGCGAAAUGUCUAAAUAAUUAUGAAUAAAAAACCUUAGGUUUCUAAUUUAUAAUUAUUUGGAUAUGAUGUGAUCACUUAAGUAGAAAAAGGAAUGCAUAAAACAAUAAGUCAUACUUGUUAUUAGUCUUGAACAACACAAGUUGUGUUUAGUUAAUAUAAGACAAUACCAGAAUUGUAAAGCCAAAGAACGCAAUGAAUUGACAACAGACGUGAAAGUUGGUGGUCAUCUAGUUCCUACUAGAUGAUUAGAAUAAAAUGUCCUCGAGUUGUGGCUACACGCCUAUUAUGUAACCAGAUUAUUUUUACUCAGAAUUAUUAUUUUAUUUUAUAGAAUGUCGUACUCCAUUACAUGCCUCUCUAACUACCUAGCACAUUCUUAUUAGAUUACGCCUUUUAAAAAACAUGAAUACCUGAUCCAGGUAAAUGAGUUUCUGCAUGACGUGGAUUGCUCAUAUCGCUCAGGAUGCCUGUUUGCGCACUGCGCUUGCGUUCAUACAGCUGUGAAACAGUGUUUCCAUUGUUUGCGCACAGAGAGCUUGAGAGUUUAUAAGUAGAUUGGGGAACGAGAGGGUAUCUCCUACGCGACUCCUGUUUACCUGUCGAAUACAAAGGGUUCCAAUUCCGCAAUCAACUCUGGAACAUUUUCGGAGAAGAAACGCUAAACGACUAAAGGGUAGAACAAUCUUUGCAACAGGUCGUUCUCUCAAAUGCUCUAGCUGCUCGACUCCCGUGUCUACGUGCCUCACGGAUUUUCUGUAGGAGCAAGCAUGCCUCUGGGACUGAGGAAAAAGAAAAGCAAGUCGAGAGAAAGCUCCAGUUUGGUGGAGAAUGAGGAGGUUGGUGGACUAGCGGCUGGAAGUGCAGGCAAGUCUGCUGUAAACGGCGGCGGACUACCUCCUCCACCUGCUAACCUACGACCGAAACUCGUGUUUCAUACACAGCUUGCACACGGUAGUCCCACGGGCAGGAUCGAAGGAUUCACAAAUGUCAAGGAAUUGUACAUGAAAAUAGCGGAAACGUUCAAUUUAAAUCCAUCCGAGAUCUUGUUUUGCACCCUGAACACCCAUAAAAUUGACAUGGACAAACUCCUCGGAGGGCAGAUAGGUCUGGAGGAUUUCAUCUUCGCUCACGUCAAAGGGAUUAAAAAGGAGGUGGAGGUUUUUAAGGCUGAAGACGCCCUGGGCCUCACCAUUACAGACAACGGGGCUGGUUAUGCCUUCAUAAAGCGUAUAAAAGAGGGCAGUGUGGUGGACGGUGUCAAGGUGAUCUGUGUGGGAGACCACAUUGAAUGCAUUAAUGGGACUAAAAUAGUGGGGGCACGGCACUACGAAGUGGCUCGAAUGCUGAAGGAUUUGCCCAAAAAUGAGACCUUUACACUCAAGCUGGUGGAGCCCAUGAAGGCUUUUGAGAUGCUAGAACCACGGUCAAAAGGAACCAAACCUGCAGGAGAGAGCAAGCUUGGUUAUGGCCGAGGAACUCUUAGGCUACGCUCCAAAGGCCCAGCUACCGUGGAGGAAAUGCCCACAGCAUUUGAGGAAAAAGCAGUGAAAAAGGUGGAUGACCUGCUUGAGAGUUACAUGGGGAUUCGUGACAUGGAAUUAGCGGCCACGAUGGUGGAGGUCGGUCGAGACAAGCAGAACCCGGACGAAUUUGCUAUGGCUCUAGAUGAGGCUCUCGGAGACUUCGCUUUCCCUGACGAAUUUGUGUUCGAUGUGUGGGGGGCCAUUGGAGAUGCCAAGCAGGGUCGUUUUUAAUCCCACUCCUAGUUUCCUCACACCACACACACACACACACACACACACACACACACACACACACACACACACA
This is a messenger RNA of Electrophorus electricus (electric eel), 2451 nucleotides long. It is a transcript of the gene gipc2, whose product is annotated as GIPC PDZ domain containing family, member 2. The record is from RefSeq and is a predicted model, not a curated record. NCBI's taxonomy places the organism in Eukaryota, Metazoa, Chordata, Actinopteri, Gymnotiformes, Gymnotidae. Gene Ontology annotation, molecular function: protein binding.